Messenger RNA from Sodiomyces alkalinus F11, 507 nucleotides. RefSeq lists its product as hypothetical. Gene Ontology annotation, biological process: replication fork processing; kinetochore assembly; resolution of meiotic recombination intermediates. Gene Ontology annotation, molecular function: protein heterodimerization activity. Gene Ontology annotation, cellular component: Fanconi anaemia nuclear complex; FANCM-MHF complex. NCBI's taxonomy places the organism in Eukaryota, Fungi, Ascomycota, Sordariomycetes, Glomerellales, Plectosphaerellaceae. The transcript has 2 exons. Bases 1 to 507 code for a protein of 168 amino acids. The record is from RefSeq and is a predicted model, not a curated record.
AUGCCGCGACCUCCUGCCACAACCGACACAGCAAAGCGCGGUCACCCUCCCAAGUCCGCCACCGGAGGCGCAUCAUCCGCGGCAACGUCCCGUCGAGGAGCCCAACCAUCCCGGCCCGCAGAUCCCUUCCUGUCAUCUGACGAGGAAGCAGAUCGAAGCAGAAUCGCCGACGCCGACCCGGACAGCGACGACGCCGUAGAGGUCCUGGACAGCGACAGCUACGACGUAGACGAUACGGCGAUGAGCGGUCGCGGCGCGGGGGGGAACGAUGAAGACGAAGAGCCGCCGGAGAAGGUGGUGCCGCCGGCGUUGGUGACAAGAUUGCUGCAGGAGAUGUUCCGGCGGGAGGGCACGCGGAUGACGGCGGACGCGAGCCAGGCGGCGGCGAAGUAUGUGGAUGUGUUUGUGAGGGAGGCUAUUGCGCGGUGUAUUCACGAGCGGGAGGGGGCUUUUCUGGAGGUUGACGACUUGGAGAAGAUUGCGGCGCAGUUGCUUCUGGACUUUUGA